CCAGCAAUCCCCAAACACCACGUUACUCAUGACACAAACCACAGCUUUCUAGGGAAAACAUUCCCGUUCUGCGUUUCAGACAAUCACAGACUGGUUUGUGUUAGAUGGGAAUUUAAACUGAAAAUUCCAUGGGCAGGGACACUUUCUGCUAUCCGAGGUUACUCCAAGCCCCAACCCGGACACUUCCAGGGAUAGGGCAGCCACAAAUUCCCUGGAAAACCUGGCCUCCCCACCUUCCCGAGGAAGGAUUCAUUCCCAAUAUCCCACCUAACGCCGUUCCAAACGCCAUCCCCGGAGGGAUGCGCUGUCCCCGCAGCAUCCGCCCCGUCCCGCGGCUCGGAGCCGGCCCCGCCCGCUCCGGCCCCGCCCGGGCGCUUCCUGCGGGAGGAGGAAGCGGCUGCGGGGCCAUGGAGCUGCCUCCGAGCCACUUCCCGGCCGCCCGGGCCGCGGCCGUGGCCGUGGGGUACCUGCGGUACCUGCGGGGCGGCCCCGGGCGGCGGCUGGAGCUGCGGGAGCUGCGCCGCGCCCGGCGCCAGGACAUUGAUGAUGUUGGGCACAAGUAUUACCUGGAAAUGGAGCUGGAAGAUGUCCUGGACAACGACAGGACUGUGAGCUGCACUGCUGAGGUUCUCUAUCACCUGGGCAGCAAAACCUCUGCUCCAGAUGUGCAGGUCACAGUGCAAGGAGAGCUCAGGAGCACAGAGGAAGCAGAUAAGGAGUUCUACAAUUGGAUCAGGAGCCUGGAAAAGGAGCUUGUGGCUGAGAACAUCCCAGACAGCCAUGGGAACAUUCCCCCAGAGCUGGAGCCCAUCCACCUGCUGGCCUGGGUGGCCUCUGGCUACGUGAUCUGGCAGAAUUCCACUGAAAACACCAAGCUCCACCUUGCCCAAGUUAAACACGUGAAGCAAGUGAAAAGAAGUGAUGAAGAUCUUCAGUUUGACUAUGUGGUUCUACUCCACGAAAUGGUGUCCCAGGAGGUGCUGCCCUGGGAGGUGAGCGUGCUGUGGCACCCCCAGCGCGGGGCCCGCGUGCGGCGCUGCCACGGCCCCGGAGCAGCCCGGGAGGAGCACACAGGCCACGGCAGCACGGAUCAACCACGGUGCCAGACGUGAAAUGACCCCUCCCUGGCUCUUCCUGAUCCCAGAAUUCCAAAGGAACCGCCUCUGAGUGCAUCAGUGUGACAAUUCCCAGCAGGAAU
Poecile atricapillus (Black-capped chickadee) is the source of this 1198-nucleotide messenger RNA. It is a transcript of the gene LXN, whose product is annotated as latexin. Gene Ontology annotation, molecular function: metalloendopeptidase inhibitor activity. Lineage: Eukaryota; Metazoa; Chordata; Aves; Passeriformes; Paridae. The coding region runs from base 129 to 1112 and encodes 327 amino acids. The transcript is spliced from 6 exons. The record is from RefSeq and is a predicted model, not a curated record.